Lobosporangium transversale is the source of this 1807-nucleotide messenger RNA. RefSeq lists its product as hypothetical. The record is from RefSeq and is a predicted model, not a curated record. NCBI's taxonomy places the organism in Eukaryota, Fungi, Mortierellomycota, Mortierellomycetes, Mortierellales, Mortierellaceae. Gene Ontology annotation, cellular component: nucleus; Rad6-Rad18 complex. Bases 42 to 1754 code for a protein of 570 amino acids. Gene Ontology annotation, molecular function: single-stranded DNA binding; ubiquitin protein ligase activity. Gene Ontology annotation, biological process: protein monoubiquitination; DNA damage tolerance. The transcript is spliced from 5 exons.
AUAUAACCAGCGGCACUUUUCCCUAAUAGUAUAGCAACUAAAUGAGCAAUGACAUAACUGACCCAUCAGACUGGCCUACAGAGUAUGCCAGUCUUCGAGAAAUCGAUUCACAUCUGCGUUGUCCCAUUUGUAAAGAGAUGCUCAGGGCAGCUGUCAUGUUACAGUGCCACCAUAACUUUUGCUCUGAAUGCAUCCGACGCCACCUCGACAAGGAGUCCAACUGUCCUGCCUGUAGAAUCCCAACCUCAACUUCUCAAAUGCGUCGGAAUGUUGCACUCGAUGAAAUCGCUAACAACUUUAAGGACUGCAGGUCAAAGCUCCUGAGGAUUUUGAUGGAAAGUUUAGAACCAAAGAGAAAUACUUCACAACAGCAUGGACCUCUAUCUCGUUCAAAUAGUAUGGAAAUCGAUGAUGUUGCCCUGCAACAGAAGAGACGGCGGACAUCAGCCAGGAUGAGUCCCACCAAUAAGUCUGCACCCAAAAUAAGCAACGACGGCAGUAGUAAUUGUAGUCAAGAUCCAAAUAAUAUGAAUAUGGACCUCAGCCUAGCUGAUGAUGAUAAUGAUGAUAGGGACGGAGACUUUGUCGAUGUAUCGUCACAUGAAUCUACGUCCCACCAUAAAGGAAAACAUGUCACUCGUUCUUCAGGACCAGUUCUUCGAUCAAGGAUACCACGUUCAUCCAAUGCAAGUACUCCGCUAGAAUUAUCGAAUAAUACCGCUCCAGCUCCCGAGUUAGUAUCUUCAACGCUACCAGAUUUUGGACCUUCAAACUCAGCCUCAGGUGCACCAACGACAUCAGUACCAGGAUCAGUAUUGUCUAAACCAUCCACGCUUGUAGCUUGCCCAAUAUGUGGGAACGGAAUUCCAUUUACAUACACCAACACUCAUCUAGAUAACUACUGCUUGCUGAAGCAAAACGAUCCAAACUAUACAAUUCCAUAUAAGGUCAUCAUCACACAAAAAUCUGACAUUAUUGCACUCUAUGAAAAAUGUGGGGCUUCAGGGAAGAGUAUUUCUAAUGCCACAGCCAAUACCUCAACAUCAGUAUCCAUCAGUUCAACAACGCCGGGAGGAUCACCACGACGUACCAAUGAUAGUCAAAUUUCUCCAGGGUUAUCAUUCAAUUCGAACGGCGGCAAGAAACCAGUAGCAACAUACCCGGAACCAAAGAGGAUCCCAAAGUUGACAUAUAGUAUUCUCAACGACAAACAACUUCGAAAGAAAUUGCAAGAGCUGGGACUUCCAACUCAUGGUGACAAACAGUUGAUGCAAAAGCGACAUGCGGAAUAUGUCACUAUUUAUAAUGCAAACUGUGAUGCAACGAGACCGCAAACUCAGGCACAACUGAUGAAGGCCAUGGAGGUUUGGGAACGUUCAUAUGAAAAGGAUAUGCAGACAAGAGAAGCUCAAAGAAGAGCAUUGGAACAGCAACAACAAAUUCAACAAAAGGAACUGGCUCAACAGAAAAAGAAAGAGGAAGAGCGCGCUGCAACAGAAAACGAUACGGAACCAGGCACCCCAACGCUAUCCUCAUCCCAAUCAAGCAGUCAGAACGGAGGUUCAAAUCAUGUAAAUAAUGAUGCGGUCGCGGUCGCAGUUGCUACAGCAUCUGCAUUUGCACAUGCACUCAAGUAUGCAGAUGAAUAUGCAGAGUUGAUUGCGGACGUAAAGAAGCGGAUGCAGGCUGACAAGGAAAAGAAGACAUUAGAGGACAACCAGCAGGCGCAGAUGCGGACACAGCCAAACUCAUAAAGAAACAAUAUUAAUAAAACAAAAAAAUAAAAAUAAAAAUAAAGUAAACAAGG